AUAUUUUACCAUAGUGUUCUCUGUUAUUCCGUCAGUUUUGAAUAGGUUAUCGCUCAAGUAAUACAAACUUACAGUUUUUGAAUAUUACAUAAUUUAAAUUUAAAUAAUCAUGGCGACAUUAAAUUUUGUUCCAAUAUUCGUGUUACUUAUAAGUUUCUGUCGUGGAUCGCUGGGAAGAUUUGCACCGGAUUAUAUUCACAACUGCCCGAACAUGACAUCUGAAUGCCUCAAGAAAACAAUACAAGAGACCAUACCAUACUUCAUCCAAGGUAUUCCAGAAUUCGGCAUCUCGCCACUUGAUCCACUUGUAAAAGACCACAUCGCUAUUGAUCUUCCUGGACUUAAAGUGGAGUUGUUUAAUGGAAGAAUUACUGGCAUAAGGAAGUGUAUUGUGGAUAAUGUCAAGUAUGAAAACAAACACGCUGAUAUUAACUUACACUGUCGUUUGGUAGUUAAAGGCACAUACAGAGCUCAUGGCAAUAUAUUAAUCAUGCAAAUUGAUGGAGAAGGGGAUGCGAAGCUGAAAGUUUCGAACGUAACAUUGAGUGCAAAAAUAAAUUUCGAAGAUGUUGUGCGUGAUGGAACAGUGUACCAUGAAAUACAGGAUAUAUCCAUCCAGCACAAAUUCGUCGACAGAGUAGUGUUCGAUCUCGCGAACUUGUUUAAAGGAAGCCCAGAAAUAAGUGAAAUAGUAUUACAAUUCCUGAACGAUAAUUGGAAGCUUGUCGUCGACGAAUUCGGAGAUCCGAUAGUGAAGACUGUUGUAGACUUCGUUGUAGAUAACAUAAGGAAGUUCUUUAGUUCGAUCCCCAAAGAUGAAAUUAUUGUAUUCACAAAAUAAAUAUUUACAUUCGAAUCCAGUGAUAACUGCAGCUAGUAUGAUGGUUAGUUCGGAGCCAGCUAUCCGGAGUAGAUUUUUUGACUGACUAUAUUUUUUAUUGAAAUUAUUAUUUCCUUUUUAUUAUUUUGUUUAAUAUUCAUUUUUUUUUAUUUUAAAUAAGUUGUCAUUUCAAACUGUUAUGAUCCAAUGGUUUAGUAUAAUGAAUAAAUGACACAAACGCAUAAAUGUAUAUACCUAGACAAAAAAAAUAUAAUAUGACAAUUUAGUCGCGUAAUUUUGAUAUCUGGUAAAUUAGUUGCUUAAAAUAAAAUCUUACGAUAUUUCUAGCCAAGUACUUGAAAAUAAAAAUAUAUGUUUAUCGACGUACCUGUAAGAAUGAGUAAGGGAAUGUAAAUUUACCCCAUACAAUAUCCUUGAUAAGACCUGGUAUUUAUAAAAAUUAUGCAUGGAAUUAACAAAAACAUUGCACCACGAUUCUUUUAAAAUGUACCUAUAACUGUUAAACGUUUAAAGUUAGUUUAAAUUAUGAUUAAGAUAAACUAUUAUCACCAUGAAAAAUAUGAAUAUCAACAUAUUUGUAAGUGUAUUUAUGUUAAUAAAUAUUUUUGAUAACAAAGA
Plodia interpunctella (Indianmeal moth) is the source of this 1459-nucleotide messenger RNA. RefSeq names its product circadian clock-controlled protein daywake-like. Lineage: Eukaryota; Metazoa; Arthropoda; Insecta; Lepidoptera; Pyralidae. The record is from RefSeq and is a predicted model, not a curated record. The transcript has 5 exons. The coding region runs from base 110 to 841 and encodes 243 amino acids.